AUGCAGAAAUCUCUCAGAAGUGAAAAUGGCCACCUGGACCUGUUUGUCCGCUUCCUUCAUGGCCUCUCUCUGGAGUCCAACCAGAGUCUCUUAGGAGGCCUGCUGGGUCAGACAGACAACAGUCCAGAAACCAUCCACAGAGUCAUCAACAACCUGAAGGAGAUGAACAGUGAGGAUGAUGAUGAGUUUAUCUCUCCUGACAGAAGCAUCAACAUCUUCCACUGUCUGAUGGAGAUGAACGACCGCUCAGUUCAUCAGGAGAUCCAAGAGUUCCUGAAGUCAGAGAACAGAUCAGAGAAGAAACUCUCUGAGAUCCACUGCUCAGCUCUGGCCUACAUGCUGCAGAUGUCAGAGGAGGUUCUGGAUGAGUUGGACCUGAAGAAGUACAAAACAUCAGAGGAGGGACGACAGAGACUGAUCCCAGCUGUGAGGAACUGCAGAAAGGCUCGACUAAAGGGCUGUGGACUCUCAGAGACUCACUGUGAAGUUGUGGCCUCAGCUCUGAAGUCCAACUCCUCCCAUCUGACACAUCUGGACCUGAAUAACAACAUCCUGUCUGAUUCAUCAGUGAAGCUUCUGUCUGCUGGACUGGAGAGUCCAGACUGUAGACUGAAAACUCUGAUACUUACUGACUGUGGACUCUCAGAGACUGACUGUGAAGUUGUGACCUCAGCUGUGAAGUCCAACCCUCAUCUGACAGAGCUGCACCUGAGACUCAACAACCUGUCUGAUUCAUCAGAGAAGCUUCUGUCUGCUGUACAGGAGAGUCCACACUGUAGACUGAAGACUCUGAUACUUAUUGGCUGUGGACUCUCAGAGACUCACUGUGAAGUUUUGGCCUCAGCUCUGAAGUCCAACCCUCAUCUGACACAUCUGGACCUGAGCUACAACAUCCUGUCUGAUUCAUCAGUGAAGCUUCUGUCUGCUGGACUGGAGAGUCCAAACUGUAGACUGAAGACUCUGGAACUUUCUGACUGUGGACUCUCAGAGACUCACUGUGAAGUUUUGGCCUCAGCUCUGAAGUCCAACCCUCAUCUGACAGAUCUGGACCUGAGUAACAACAAACUGUCUGAUUCAUCAGUGAAGCUUCUGUCUGCUGGACUGGAGAGUCCAAACUGUAGACUGAAGACUCUGACAUUGUUCCGCUGCAGUUUGACAAAGAUCAGCUGUUAUUAUCUGGCCUCAGCUCUGAAGUCCAACUCCUCCCAUCUGAGAGAGCUGUAUCUGAGUGGAAACAACCUGCAGGAAUCAGACAUGAAGCAGCUGAUUGAUCUUCAGCAGAGUCCAGACUGCAGACUGGAGACUCUGAUAUGGAAGGAGAGGUGGUGAUCUCUGUCAGAGUGAGAGUGAACAUCCAGGAGUGUUGAGAGAGGAUCAGCUGGAUCCUGAUGAUCCAUCUGGAGUCUGGAUCUGGAUUUUGUCGUCUUCACUUAAGUCUCUUAACUGACUACAAACUGAACAGUUAUCUCUGGAUUUAGCUGAAG
Scomber scombrus (Atlantic mackerel) is the source of this 1484-nucleotide messenger RNA. RefSeq names its product ribonuclease inhibitor-like. Gene Ontology annotation, molecular function: protein binding. The transcript is spliced from 7 exons. The record is from RefSeq and is a predicted model, not a curated record. Bases 1 to 1329 code for a protein of 442 amino acids. Lineage: Eukaryota; Metazoa; Chordata; Actinopteri; Scombriformes; Scombridae.